CAACAACGUAUAAGAGUCUUCAAAGAUUGGCAUAUCCAUGAAGUUACCCACUUUAAAUUGCGGUUCACCCAGACAUCUUCUACCUCUGGCCUGGCGCCGUACUGUCCUUCAUUCUUCUAAUAGUUCGCCAGUCGAUCUCAAGUUCUUUCCGUUUCGCUAGCUGUUCUAGUUGUCGCUAGUCGACGUUGCUUUUACUGAUUAUUUUCACUCUUUUGAUUUUUGCAAGCAAGUCCUUCACGCGUGAUGCAGCUGUCGAUCAUUUUCGCUGUGCUAUUGUCAUGCAUUUUGAACAGCACCCCCUCUGAUGCAAUCCCUGCAAUGGCGCGUCACCAGGUACAGGGCCGGGCUAACCCAAUGAUGGUUACAAUGCCGCUGAAGCGGUUAUACGUUCCACGGACCGACGUCCACCCACAACUAAUUCUUCAACAACACAUCAAUCGGGGCAACAAACGUCUUGCGCGUAUGACUGGGCGUUCAGAACCUGCUGAACAUGAGCUCCGUGCAGAGAUGCACAAGAGGAUGUACCUUCUCGAAAGCGGUCCGGGCUCACGUAGCAGCGACACUACUGAGGCAGGAAGCACUUUUAGCAGACGGCAUUUGCGUCAUUCCAAACCUGCCACAGAUGCAGCAAGCAAUACUUCCGUCAGCAACACUGGUACUAGUGUCGUUUCCCCUCUCGACAUCCAGGCUGCUCAAAAUGGUGGUCUCACUGCUGCUAAUAAAACCACUGCUAACAAUACUCUUGGCCUCGCUAUCGAAGCGGAUGAUGUUGGGUACAUUGCAACUAUCCAGAUUGGCACUCCUCCCAAGAACUUCAAUAUUCUCAUGGAUUCUGGUUCCGCUGACUUCUGGGUCGGUAGUGAAACUUGCCAAUCUCAGCAGGGUGGUGGUUGCGGGAACCACACUUUUCUUGGCUCUCAGUCGUCAACCUCCUUCGUUCAGUCCAGUCAAAAUUUCAGUGUGACUUAUGGGUCUGGUGCCGUUGCUGGUGUUAUUUGCCAGGACAACGUCAACAUCGCAGGCUUGCAGCUCAACAACCAUACCUUCGGCGUAGCGAACGAGGAGACUGUACAGUUCUCUGCUGACACCGUGUCUUUUGAUGGACUGAUGGGCCUUGCUCAAUCAACACUUUCCAAUCAAAAGGUCCCGACUCCUGUGGAGUCUUUGACGUCCCAGGGUCUCAUUUCUUCGGCUAUAGCUUCCUUCAAGAUCUCACGUCUCGCUGAUCAACUCAAUGACGGUCAAGUGACUUUCGGUGGACUUGACUCCACUAAAUUUAUCGCCAGCUCCCUUGUUACUAUCCCCAAUGUCAACCAGCAAGGGUUCUGGGAGGGCGCUAUGGAUGCAAUCACGGUCAAUGGACAAAGCUCAGGCUUGACCGGGCGCACUGCCAUUCUCGACACCGGCACCACCCUCAUCAUUGCCCCGCAGGCAGACACCCAGGCAAUCAUGACUAUGCUUGGUGGUAAAUGUGAUACUCAGCAGUGCACGGUCCCAUGCACAACGAAUGCAAGCGUCGCGCUAUCCUUUGGCAAUGCGUCCUUUACUAUUGACCCCAGAGACAUGGCGCUGCUGCCUGUCGACCUCAACGCUCCGACUGGUGACUGCACAGCUGGGAUUCAGGCUGGCACCAUCGGGACGAACACGGAGUGGCUGGUCGGAGAUGUGUUUUUAAAGAAUGCUUAUUUCUCCGCGGAUACUCAGAAGAACCAAAUUUCUCUGGCCAAGCUUUCUACCCCGUGAACGACCAUUGGGCAUGGGGCGUAUUUGUUUUCUACCAGCAGGACUGGUUCUGCUUAGAUUCUGGAAGAAGGCAUCGAAUUAUCUUCAAGCUGUAUACUAGUAGUCAUUAUCCAUUGCAAUCAUUGAUGCAAGAUAUCAAU
Messenger RNA from Suillus paluster, 1883 nucleotides. Its product is annotated as acid protease. The transcript is spliced from 6 exons. Lineage: Eukaryota; Fungi; Basidiomycota; Agaricomycetes; Boletales; Suillaceae. Gene Ontology annotation, biological process: proteolysis. Bases 244 to 1743 code for a protein of 499 amino acids. The record is from RefSeq and is a predicted model, not a curated record. Gene Ontology annotation, molecular function: aspartic-type endopeptidase activity.